Messenger RNA from Poecilia latipinna (sailfin molly), 3213 nucleotides. It is a transcript of the gene dhx33, whose product is annotated as DEAH (Asp-Glu-Ala-His) box polypeptide 33. The transcript is spliced from 12 exons. Gene Ontology annotation, molecular function: ATP binding; helicase activity; double-stranded RNA binding. The record is from RefSeq and is a predicted model, not a curated record. Gene Ontology annotation, cellular component: intracellular anatomical structure; nucleolus. Gene Ontology annotation, biological process: positive regulation of transcription by RNA polymerase I. Bases 141 to 2186 code for a protein of 681 amino acids. Lineage: Eukaryota; Metazoa; Chordata; Actinopteri; Cyprinodontiformes; Poeciliidae.
ACGUUUUUGCAGAUGUAGCAAAACAUCCGCAUUGACGCUCGCGCAUCCAGUCAGCGAGCACGAGGAAACUUUUCGACGUAUCUGCUCACCAAAACAAGAAGCCGCCGAGGUUCUCCUAUCCCGGUUCUUUCCUCCAGACCAUGCCCCAUGACCCCGACCUUCCUCCGGCAAAAAAAUUCAAGCCGGGGUCCGUGUUUUUCCGCCUGGAGAAGAAUAAACCUGGAAUGCUGCUGCCCAGAAAAGGAAAUGUGACCACACCGAUUGACGUCCAGAGGAAACAGCUUCCAAUCUACCAGGCGAGAACUCGGCUAGUGAACGAGCUGAGACAGCUUCAUAACGCUAUUGUUAUAGGUGAGACUGGCUCCGGGAAGACCACUCAGAUCCCCCAGUACCUGUUUGAAGCCGGUAUCGGCAGGCAGGGCUUGAUCGCCAUCACCCAGCCACGUCGGGUCGCUGCUAUCUCACUGGCAGCCAGGGUGUCCGAGGAGAAGAGGACUCAGCUUGGGAAGCUGGUUGGCUACACGGUGCGUUUCGAGGAUGUCACCUCGCCCGAGACGAAGCUGAAGUUCAUGACGGACGGGAUGCUCCUGCGUGAGGCCAUCGGAGACCCCAUGCUGCUGCGCUACACCGUGGUGGUCCUGGACGAAGCCCACGAGCGCACCGUGCACACCGACGUGCUGUUCGGCGUGGUGAAGAGCGCUCAGCGCAGACGCAGGGAGCUGAACAAGAUUCCCCUGAAGGUCAUCGUCAUGUCUGCCACGAUGGACGUGGACUUGUUCUCGGAGUACUUCAACAAGUCGCCUGUGCUGUACCUGGAGGGGAGGCAGCAUCCCAUUCAGAUCUACUACACCAAGCAGCCCCAGUCGGACUACGUGCAGGCUGCCCUCGUUUCUGUCUUCCAGAUCCAUCAGGAAGCACCGCAGUCCCACGACAUCUUAGUGUUCAUGACAGGCCAGGAGGAGAUCGAGGCUCUGGCCAGGACGUGCAGAGACAUCGCAAAGCAUCUCCCUGACAGCUGCGGCCCCAUGGUGGUCAUCCCUCUGUACGCAUCGCUGCCCCCAGCUCAGCAGCUCAGGGUCUUCCAGCCAGCGCCCAAGGGGUGCAGGAAGGUCAUCCUCGCCACCAAUAUCGCAGAAACAUCAGUCACAAUCUCUGGGAUCAAAUACGUCAUCGACACGGGGAUGGUGAAGGCCAAGCGGUUCAAUCCUGACAGCGGUCUGGAGGUGCUGGCAGUCCAGCGAGUUUCCAAGGCUCAAGCGUGGCAGCGAGCCGGCCGGGCUGGCAGGGAGGACGCCGGCUUCUGCUACCGGCUUUACACCGAACAGGAAUUCGACAACCUCAUCCCCACGACUGUGCCUGAGAUCCAGAGGUGUAAUUUAGCUGGUGUGAUGCUGCAGCUUAUGGCGCUGGGCAUUCCUGAUGUGAUGAACUUUGAUUUUAUGUCCAAACCUUCUCCAGAGGCCGUCCGCUCUGCUGUGGAGCAUCUGGAGCUGCUGGGGGCUGUGGAGAGGAAGGACGGCCAGGUUCUCCUCACUGCUCUGGGCAAAAGGAUGGCCAGCUUCCCUCUGGAGCCCAGAUAUGCCAAGACCAUCCUGCUGUCCCCGGACUUCUCCUGUUCCGAGGAGAUCCUGAGCAUCGUGUCUCUGCUGUCGGUGGACACCGUCCUGUUCAACCCUCUGGGCCGGCGGGACGAGAUACUCGCGGCACGCAAGAAGUUCACUUCCAGCGAGGGAGAUCACAUGACUCUGCUCAACAUCUACAGAGCUUUCAAGAAAGUCGGCGGUAACAAGGAGUGGUGUCGGGAAAACUUUGUCAACAGCAGGAAUAUGGGCCUGGUGAAAGAUGUUCAGGCUCAGCUCAGAGAAAUCUGUCUGAAGCUGAACCUGAAGCUCGAGUCCUGCGGGGCCGACACGGGGAGCGUCCGCCGCUGCCUCGCCCAUGGGAUGUUCAUCAACGCCGCCGAGCUGCAGCCCGAUGGAAGCUACCUGGCUCUGGACACCCACCAGGCCGUCGCCAUCCACCCGUCCUCCGUCCUGUUCCAGGCCAAGCCGGCGUACGUGGUCUUCAACGAGCUGCUGCACACGUCCCGCUGCUACAUGAGAGACCUGUGCUUGGUCGACGCAGACUGGCUGCUGGAUGCAGCGCCGGAGUACUUUGGCCGCAAGCUGCACCUCACCAGGAGCUAACAGGAUUGCACUCUUGAAUAAAUGAGGGACUUUUAAACCUUUUGGUGUCCACUACCUCCUAGCUGACAUGGGAUAAGAAAGUCUGAAUGCAGCUGUACAAAUCUCUUUCAGGAUCUGCAUGCAUUUCAGGGGCACAGAUAACUUCACUGGAGCACAGUUGGCAGGACUCAGAAGAGCCAAACUUCUGGACCUCGGCUGCACGUUUCAGUGUAUCUGGAUUAUAGCAGUGACUGCCUUCAAAACGUUAGCUUGAAGAUCAGUGACGUCCUCAACCUUCUCAGCAGGUAGUUUUUAGGUUUAUACGGAUAGUCUUUGAGAAUUUUCUGCAAAGACGGUAAAAUCUGUCAUAAUCUGUUCGACAGAACAGAAAUUCACGUUUGAAUUAAAUGAAAAUAUUUCCAUAUUCUAAUGGCAUUGCUACGUUGGCUCGUGCAUGUAAAACCUGGACAUUGCAUAUGAGAGUAUGUGGCUUGCCUUUUCUCUUCAUGCUCUACUCCUCAGUGUGUAUUGGGACAGAUUGUUACCUAGACAACACACAGAUGCUGGGUUAUUGUAGCUGCUAGACAUCUAAUGUAUGCAGUGCAUGGACAUAAAAGUAAAAUAUCUAAAAUAUAAGUUAUGUUGAAAAAUAUCAGUUUUAUUUUUUACUGUGGACUCAGGUUUGUACUAUAUAUAUUUAUAUAUAUGUAUAUAUAACCUUAAAAUAAAUGCACCAAAUUCCAACUGCUGUAGCUGAUGUAUUUUGAGGUUCCUGCAGAGAAUUAAAGCUACAGUUUUGUUUUUUGUUUUUUUGUUGUUUUUUUUUUGACUGAAUUACCAAGGGAUCACUCUUACUGUGACGUCUGCAACUAGAGGUGAAGCUUUUGAAGUCAGCAAAUACUUCAUGUGCAUGCAUGUAAUUUGUAAGAACAAAUGCAAGAAUUGAAUGAAUUCAUAAACUGUGUAUAUGAUAAGAAUUUGUUAUAGUCUUGCAUAGCCAAAGUUGUUUCUAAUAAAAAAAAACUGUUUACACUUGUCCAAAACACAA